Molecule: messenger RNA, 5557 nt
Organism: Penaeus monodon (black tiger shrimp)
Lineage: Eukaryota; Metazoa; Arthropoda; Malacostraca; Decapoda; Penaeidae
Gene: CPSF1
Product: cleavage and polyadenylation specificity factor subunit 1-like
Exons: 26
Coding region: 121-4365 (1414 amino acids)
Cellular component (GO): mRNA cleavage and polyadenylation specificity factor complex; nucleus
Molecular function (GO): protein binding; nucleic acid binding
Source: RefSeq, a predicted model, not a curated record
AACUAGACCGGCAAUGUUUACAUCGUCGCGCGUCCACAGCACCUCAUUCUUGAGGAAAACUCUCGCCUCCUUAAUAUGACGCGAUAAUAAAUACCUCAGAUUUUUGUAAUAAGAGCAAAGAUGUACAAUCUAUGCAAAGUAACACACCCAGCCCUGGGAGUUGAGCACUCUCUCUACUGUAACUUCUUUAGUCACCGGGAGAAGUCCCUGGUUGUUGCAGGGGCAAACAUUAUACGAGUUUUCCGUCUGGUGGCAGAAGUGUCGCCCAGAAGCAAGAAGGAUGACCGGAACAUCACAGAUAAUGGUCCACCAAAGGUUAAGCUAGAAUGCAUGGCUACAUACAAAUUGCAUGAUAAUGUGGCCACGAUGGCAUCUGUUACUCUGUCCCCUCUGCGAGACUCUCUCCUGCUUGGCUUCAAGGAUGCCAAACUCUCAGUGGUGGAAUAUGAUCCUUACAACCACAACCUAAGAACAGUCUCACUACAUUAUUUUGAGAAGGAAGAUAUCAGGGGAGGCUGGGUACAAAAUGUGUGCCUGCCACUUGUCCGGGUAGAUCCUGAGGCAAGAUGUGCUGCCAUGCUUAUAUUUGGCAGAAAGAUUGUUAUUCUCCCAUUCAGAAGAGACAAUGCUACAGACGAAUUAGAUUACAGUGCAUCACACGCAAGAGGUCCAGUGCUGCAGUCUUACAUUAUAGAUCCAAAGGAUUUUGAGGCCCCCUCCAUUGACAACAUUAUAGACAUGCAGUUCCUCCAUGGAUAUUAUGACCCAACUCUGAUGUUGCUGUAUGAGCCCAUCAAGACCUUCCCAGGGCGAGUAGCAGUGCGUCAGGACACAUGUGCCCUUGCAGCCAUAUCUCUUAAUAUCCGGCAGCGUCUUCAUCCAGUCAUCUGGUCCCUGUCUAGUCUUCCACAUGACUGUCUGAAGUUGCUCCCUGUUCCAAAGCCCAUUGGGGGUGUCCUCUUGUUUGCUUGUAACUCACUCACAUACUUGACUCAGUCAGUGCCUCCAUAUGGUGUUUCUCUUAAUUCGCAAGGUGACAAAAACACCAAUUUCCCCUUAAGAAAACAAGAGGGAGUGGUAAUAUCUCUAGACUGUGCACAUGGCGAGUUCGUCACAGAUGACAGGGUUGUAAUAUCAUUGAAAGGUGGUGAGCUGUAUGUUUUGACCUUGGUAGCAGAUUCCAUGCGUUCUGUGCGGAGUUUUCAUUUUGACAAAGCUGCUGCAUCUGUGCUAACAUGCAGUAUGACAGUCUGUGAGGACCAGUACCUUUUCCUUGGCUCACGACUGGGAAAUUCCUUGCUCCUCCGGUACAUAGAAAAGGAGUUGAGUGAUCCUCUGCGUUCUAGGAGCAAUGUUCCAGCUGAUCAAGAACCUCCUACCAAGAGGAAGAAGUUUGACACAUUAGGUGACUGGAUUGCUAGUAAUGUAGAUGACAUUCGAGAUGAUGAUGCACUUGAAGUAUAUGGACAAGAGGAUACCUCAACUGUCCAGCUUGCUUCGUAUAACUUUGAGGUAAUGGACAGUUUGUUGAACAUUGGCCCAUGUGGUGACAUAGCCAUGGGUGAGCCAGCUUUCCUGAGUGAAGAGUAUGAAAAUGCCGUUGACCCAUGUGUGGAACUGGUUACAACAUCUGGACAUGGAAAGAAUGGUGCACUGUCCAUUCUCCAGAGAUCCAUCAAACCCCAGGUGUUGACAACUUUUGAUUUACCGGAUGUAGAGGACAUGUGGACACUCGUUGGUAAAACAGAUGAGAGAAGGAGAAGGGAAGGAGGUCUUCAAGACCAUUCCUUCCUUAUCCUCUCUCGGCCAGAUUCAUCUUUGAUCUUACGUACAGAGGAGGAAAUCAAUGAGUUGGAAGAGUCAGGAUUUAACACCACUUCACGAACAGUGUUUGCAGGAAAUGUUGGAAAUAAUAGAUACAUCAUCCAGGUGACCAGUGGUGGUGUGAGACUCCUUGAAGGUACAUCACAAAUCCAGCAUGUACCAGUAGAUGUUGGCUGCCCCCUUGUUGCAGCUACCUUAGCAGACCCUUACCUUGCAGUCCUUGCAGAAGAUGGUACUCUUAUGGUCUUCACGCUGGUCACAAGCCGGACACUCCCACCAAAGCUUACCACCGCAAAGCCUUUUAAUCCAGAUAAAUCACCUCUGCGGACAGUUUGUGCAUACUGUGAUGUGUCAGGACUCUUUACAACACAGUAUCCACAAGAUAGAGAAAACAACCCCCAGAUCUUCAGAACAGAUGCUGAUAUUAAGAAAGAACUGGAUGAUGAGGAUGAGAUGCUUUAUGGAAACACAGAUUCCUCUGUCUUUGAUCCACCUAAGACAUUUGAUCCCUUAGCCCAACAGGAGAAAAAUCAGAACACUUGGUGGAAGAAAUGGCAGAAGGAAGUUCGUCCUACUUACUGGCUAGUUGGAGUGAGAGACAAUGGCAACUUGGAAAUAUACACACUGCCAGACUUCAAGUUAUCAUAUGUUGUCAGAAAUUUUUGGGUUGGUCACAGAGUUCUCACAGAUUGCAGCCAAAACCCUUCAGCUUCACAGAUUCAAUUUACGUCAGAGAUUAUGCCAGUAAUACAUGAGGUGUUGUUAGUGGGUAUGGGUAAUAAGAACCUACGCCCGAUUCUGCUUGCCAGGGUCGAUGAAGACCUCAUGAUGUAUGAGAUUUUCCCUUUUUAUGAGAAUCUAGCUCCAGCCCAGUUGAAAAUAAGAAUGAGAUUGAUUGAACACAACCUAAUUCUAAGAGAAAGACGAUCCAGUAAAAACAGGAAGAGAAUGGAGGAGGAAGGUUCCUUUGACAGGAAAAUUGACCGAGUUCUCAAGUUCCGUCCCUUCAGUAACAUCAGCGUCUACAGUGGAGUAUUUGUCUGUGGUCCAUAUCCUCACUGGCUUUUCAUGACAGUGAGAGGAGAGAUGAGAUAUCACCCAAUGAGUGUGGAUGGCUCUGUCAAAUGCUUCGCUCCCUUCAGAAAUGUAAACUGUCAAAAUGGCUUCCUUUACUUCAACCGCAAGGACUCUCUGAGAAUUUGCCUGUUGCCCACAAUUCUCUCUUACGAUGCCCCGUGGCCGGUUCGCAAGGUGCCAUUGCGAUGCACUCCGCACUUCAUUGUGCACCACCUCGAGACCAAAACCUAUUGUGUGGUCACCUCCAAUUCUGAGCCAACUCUCAAGAUCUGGAAGUUUAAUGGUGAUGAUAAGGAGGAAGUGCUGGAGGAGAGAGAUGAUCGGUUUAUCCAGGUUCAAGUGCCAACGUUUUCCAUUCAGCUUUUCUCGCCUGUUAAUUGGCAGAUGAUUCCAAACACAGACUAUGACUUGGAGCCGUGGGAGCACGUGACCUGUUUUAAGAAUGUCAUUUUGGCAUACGAGGGUGAUAGGUCUGGCCUCAGAGGGUAUCUGGCAUUAGGGACAACGUACUGUUUUGGUGAAGACAUCACCUGCAGAGGACGCAUUCUUAUUUUUGAUGUCAUUGAUGUGGUGCCAGAACCUGGCCAGCCCUUGACGAAGAACAGACUCAAGAUGCUUUACGAGGGGGAACAGAAGGGCCCAGUCACAGCUUUGUCUCAUUGCAGAGGUCUUCUUGUUUCUGCUAUUGGCCAAAAGGUGUACAUCUGGCAGCUAAAAAACACAGACUUAGUUGGCAUGGCCUUCAUAGACACACAAGUCUACAUCCACCAGCUCACAUGCAUCAAGAGUCUCAUCUUAGCUGCAGACAUAUGUAAAUCUGUCUUUCUGCUCCGGUUCCAGGAGGAAAACAGGACACUGUCUCUAGUUGCAAGGGACCACAGGCCACUCCAAGUUUAUGGCAUUCAGUACCUGGUUGAUAAUACAACGUUGGCUUUCAUUGCUAGCGAUGUGGACAAGAAUCUUGUGGUAUACACCUACAACCCAGAGUCACAUGAGAGCAUGGGAGGGACUCGCCUAAUCAGAAAGGGAGAUUUUCAUCUAGGUUCUCAUGUUAAUUCUUUCUUUAGGAUUCGAUGCAGAGUUGGAGAUGUGUCAAGUGAUCGCCGUGCAGGGCAGAACAUAGAGCGUCGGCACAUCACCAUGUAUGGAUCCCUGGAUGGCUCUUGCGGAUACAUGCUGCCUGUGAGUGAGAGGACCUACCGACGCUUCUCUAUGGUUUACAAUCUCUUGGUGCAGCAUCUCCCUCAUAUUGCAGGUCUGAACCCAAAGGCUUGCCGCACAUUCCAAGGUCGUCACAAGCUGAACUACAACCCUGCACGGUCUAUUUUGGAUGCAGAACUCAUUUGGUCAUACCUCCACCUUCCCUUGCCAGAGAAAAUUGAGAUUGCCAAGAAAAUUGGAGCAAAAGUGGAUGACAUAAUAGAGGAUUUGAUGGACAUUGAUAGAAUGUGUGCGCAUUUUUGAUAAGUAAGUGAAAGUGGGUAUGUGUGUGCAUAACAUUCAGUAAUUAUUUGAAAAGAUAAUGAUAAACAAAUAUUUGUCAUUUACGUGUAGGUAGUAUAUAUUAUUCCCUUUUUUAUUAAGCUAUGAGUACCUUGUUAUAGUAUAUUUUCUAUUUUUGAACGUAAAGGCAUUUAGGGAAUUGGUUCAAGAAUUUAAAAGGGUACAAGAGAUAAGGUUUAAAGACUAAGUAGUAAAUCUUAAAAACUUUUUCAAGUACAUAUAUUUUAAAUGUUUGACAUUUGACAGUAACUAUUGAUAAGUUCUUAUUUAAUGUGAAAUCUUAACCAUCCACCACAGACAUGUAUUUACGAAAUUUUAUAUAAAUACAGUCACAGGUGUUAGGAAUAUGCAAUAUUAUUUUUAUUUCAAAUUUUAUUUAUCUUUAUUUUGUUUGUUUGUUUGUUUGUUUGUUUUUUAAGAAACAUUAUUCAUUUAAUUGAAUGAUUAGUAAGCUAUGCUCAAUUAUUAUAAUGGUUUCAGCCAGACAUUAUAUAGACAUCUUGUAAAUGUGAUAGUGAGACUAUCAUGUACGGGAAAGAACAUAAAGACCAGAAAACAAUGGAAUAUGCUCAGUAUGGAAAGAAAGAGAUGGUGGGUGAUGCUCAGCACUUUAAAAAAUAACUAAAAUAACCCACUGUGCCAGGUACAUGCACUUUCUGCUGUAGAUUUAUCUCAGUUUUGUUUACAUAUAGAUAGCUUCACAAGCCUUCAGUGUGCAAAAUAGCUGCCAAGGAGUCAGUUGUUAGGCCAAAUUGGUCUCAUAUGUUUAUCCUACCUCCUGAUUUUUUUUAAAGUUAUAUUUCUAAUUCUAGUAUUAUCAUUAUUAAUGUUGUCAUUCUUGAUAUUGACAUUUUUAUUCUUUUAGUCUUAUGAACGAUAAUAGUAAUAAAGAUAAAAACUUUUCCUUCUGAAAAUUCAAGGAAGAGGUUAAACAGGUAAGAUCAGGUAGGUCUAGUGAUUGACUCCCUGGUGUCUAAGCUUUUGUGGAACCCUCUGUGUGUAGACAGAAUUAAGGAAAUAACAGGGCAUGUGUAUGUACCUUCCUGGUGUCAGUAGGCUAAGAGAGAAUGUGGGGGAGAGAAAAGAGCGAAAUUUAAAUACUUACUACCUAUAUGUAAUUAACGGAAUAAAUUAAUUUGAUUAUAAAAUGUUA